AUGGCUGUAUACGAAACUCGCUUCAAGCUCAAUACUGGUGCGGAGAUCCCCGCCUUGGGUCUGGGAACAUGGCAAUCGAAGCUUGGAGAGGUUGAGAGGGCUGUCAGCCAUGCUAUCUCUGUAGGAUACAGACACAUCGACACUGCCUACUGCUACCAGAACGAGACAGAGGUCGGCAAUGGCAUCAAGGAGGCGUUGCAAUCUGGAAAGGUCAAGCGUGAGGAUUUGUUUGUCACCACCAAGCUGUGGUGCACAUACCAUACACGAGUCGAAGAGGCUCUGGACAAGAGCUUGAAGAACCUGGGCUUGGACUACGUAGACCUCUACCUGAUGCACUGGCCCUUGGCCAUGAACCCUGAGGGAAAUCAUGAGCUGUUCCCCAAGCACCCCGAUGGCUCCCGAGACAUUGUCCACUCGCACUCCCACAUCACCACGUGGAAGAGCAUGGAGAAGCUGCUGGCUACCGGCAAAACCAAGGCUAUUGGUGUCUCCAACUACAGCAAGAAGUACCUUGAGCAGCUACUGCCCGAGGUGACUGUUGUUCCGGCCGUCAACCAGAUCGAGAACCACCCAUCUCUUCCUCAACAGGAGAUUGUAGAUUUCUGCAAGGAGAAGGGAAUUCACAUCACCGCAUACAGCCCUCUGGGAAGCACAGGAAGCCCCUUGUUCACCGCUGAGCCUAUUGUCGCGGUUGCGAAGAAGAGAGGAGUCAGCCCGGCCAGUGUUCUCCUCAGCUGGCACAUCGCCCGUGGAUCUUCCGUUCUCGCCAAGUCCGUCACACCUUCACGUAUUGAAGAGAACCGCACCAGCCUGAUCAAGAUCGAUGAUGAGGAUAUGGCUACCAUCGCCAAGUACACAAACGAACUCGCUGAGAAGAACGCCUUCCAGCGGUUCGUCUAUCCUCCUUUCGGUGUUGACUUCGGCUUCCCAGAUAAGUCGUAA
Molecule: messenger RNA, 942 nt
Organism: Aspergillus lentulus
Lineage: Eukaryota; Fungi; Ascomycota; Eurotiomycetes; Eurotiales; Aspergillaceae
Product: putative glycerol dehydrogenase
Molecular function (GO): oxidoreductase activity
Source: RefSeq, a predicted model, not a curated record